AAUAGUACACUUGUUAACCUGGUUCAAUAAAAAUGGCCGCAAUUUGGAAUACAAUUUUUGCAGGUUUUAUUUUGUACACGACGGGACUUCUAGCUUGUGAUGACAUUGAUUCCGCAGCCUGCGUCAGACUUGCGUCAUCACAUCCAAAUAUGUGUAACGAAACAUGUUUCGCAUCUAUCUGCAAACGGCACUGUGGGCUUUGUCCACUGAAAUGUUACACAUGCCAUGAUAUAACCAAUCCUCAGACCUGCAAUGUCUCGGCUGAGUGUCCAUCUAAUGACCACAGAUGUAUCUCAGUGAAGUCGUAUACGGAUGAUUUUCGUCUUGUUUAUAAACUAGGAUGCGCACCAUCUUCGAUCUGCAGUGGAACAAAUUGUUGUACUACAGAUUUAUGCAACAAUAAAGCGAGUACUACCAAGCGGCAAUCAGAAAAUGAAAAUAAAGAAAGUCCAGUCGCCGUUGAAGUGCUCAGCAGACGACAGACGCUGAACCCGGCGUGUGCUGACGUAGACAAUCUGGCCUGCACGCUGUUGUUUACGUCAGACACUGACAUCUGUCAAAAUGACUGUGUUGCCAACGUUGUCUGUCCCAGGCUUUGUGGGAAAUGCAGUAGGUUAUUCAGACUUGAUUAUAUCAGG
Saccostrea cuccullata (small rock oyster) is the source of this 638-nucleotide messenger RNA. RefSeq lists its product as uncharacterized. Lineage: Eukaryota; Metazoa; Mollusca; Bivalvia; Ostreida; Ostreidae. The record is from RefSeq and is a predicted model, not a curated record. The annotation marks the transcript as partial. The transcript is spliced from 6 exons.